AUGUCGACCCCCGGUUCGUCUACUCCUGAAAACCUCAGUGAUGAGCUGAAGGCCGUCGAGACAAAGGCUGUCAACCAGACCAUUGCUCAGAUCCGCUCCCUCGUCGCAGGUGCGGCGGGUGGUAUCUGUGCGGUGGUUGUCGGCCAUCCCUUCGAUCUGGUGAAGGUGCGGUUGCAGACGGCGGAGAAGGGUGUCUACUCGGGCGCCAUUGAUGUUGUCAAGAAGACUAUUGCCCGUGAGGGUUUGGCUCGGGGGUUGUACGCUGGUGUUUCGGCUCCGCUGGUUGGAGUCACCCCUAUGUUCGCCGUUAGCUUCUGGGGUUACGACGUCGGUAAAACGCUUGUCAGCCGGUUCUCGAACGUGCGCAUGGAGAACAACACCCCCCAGUACACAAUCGCCCAGAUCUCCGCUGCUGGUUUCUUCUCCGCCAUUCCUAUGACACUGAUCACGGCUCCCUUUGAGCGCGUGAAGGUGCUUCUGCAGAUUCAGGGCCAGAACCCUCCGCCUCCGGGACAGAAGCCCAAGUACUCUGGUGGUCUGGACGUUGUCCGGCAACUAUACAAGGAAGGUGGGAUUCGGAGUGUCUUCCGCGGAAGCGCCAUGACUCUGGCUCGUGAUGGGCCUGGUUCCGCCGCCUACUUCGCUGCGUACGAGUACAUCAAGCGCAAACUGACCCCCAAGGACGAGCACGGCAAUGUCACCGGUGCCCUGUCCAUGCCCGCCGUCCUGGCUGCCGGUGGUGCUGCCGGUAUUGCCAUGUGGAUCCCCGUCUUCCCUGUCGACACCAUCAAGUCGCGUCUCCAGAGUGCCCCCGGCAAGCCCACAAUCGGCGGCACCAUCCGGUCGGUCUACGCCAGCGGUGGCUUUAAGGCGUUCUUCCCUGGUUUCGGUCCUGCCUUGGCCAGAGCUGUGCCUGCAAACGCGGCUACAUUUGCCGGUGUCGAACUCGCGCACCAGUUUAUGAAGAAGCUCUUCGACUAG
Aspergillus fischeri NRRL 181 is the source of this 981-nucleotide messenger RNA. RefSeq names its product carnitine:acyl carnitine antiporter. Lineage: Eukaryota; Fungi; Ascomycota; Eurotiomycetes; Eurotiales; Aspergillaceae. The coding region runs from base 1 to 981 and encodes 326 amino acids. Gene Ontology annotation, biological process: mitochondrial transport; carnitine transmembrane transport. Gene Ontology annotation, molecular function: O-acyl-L-carnitine transmembrane transporter activity. Gene Ontology annotation, cellular component: mitochondrial envelope. The record is from RefSeq and is a predicted model, not a curated record. The transcript has 5 exons.